Gadus macrocephalus (Pacific cod) is the source of this 7400-nucleotide messenger RNA. It is a transcript of the gene mdc1, whose product is annotated as mediator of DNA damage checkpoint 1. The record is from RefSeq and is a predicted model, not a curated record. The transcript is spliced from 12 exons. Gene Ontology annotation, cellular component: nucleus. Gene Ontology annotation, molecular function: protein binding. Lineage: Eukaryota; Metazoa; Chordata; Actinopteri; Gadiformes; Gadidae. Gene Ontology annotation, biological process: positive regulation of transcription initiation by RNA polymerase II. The coding region runs from base 190 to 6501 and encodes 2103 amino acids.
AUGCAUAUUGUAAUUCCUGUGACUUCAGUCCAAAUGUAGUGGGCGUUUACCAGGUCGAUGACGGCCUGUCACGUCAGUCGAGCUGAAGGCGGGAUCCCUCUCUCCAGGAAGUGAUCAUUGUUUAUUUCUUUGCAAGGCAUGCGAGGGACCAGAUCACAAAAGCGUAGGUUGUCAUCUCCGGUGUAAAGAAUGGAUGCAACCCAGAUGAUAUGCGACUCAAUCUUGGAGUCAGACGAGGACGAAGAGAAUGCCGAUGCAAGAGCAGAGGCUGGGCCACUGGCGACCCUUCGUGUUUUUAAGAAUAAACAUAUACCUGAGAGAGUGCUACCUUUAUAUUUGGGAGAAAAUGUGCUUGGCCGUGACCCCAGCAGUUGCACCUUGCCCCUUCAUGCCCAGUCGGUAUCUAAGCAGCACACUGCCGUUUCCAUAUCCGUGUUUCCUGCCAGUUCUCGGCGUAUUUGUGCUUCUGUAGAGGCACUAGUGUGGGACAUGGGAAGCAUGAAUGGGACUCGGAAGGGCCGCUUAAAAUUGACUCCACACGUCCGCUAUGCUCUGAGUGAUGGGGACAAUCUGAUGUUGGCGGACAUCCCAUGCCAGUACUCCAGCUGUGUGGACCCAGGGAGUCUUGUGAACACAGGCUCUGGGGUGGCCAUAGAGUCUCAAGUCACCAGAGAAGAUGUCGAGGUACAUACAAAUGGACAUGCUGAGGAACCGACCAGGGCGUCGUUUGGUGAACGUGGAGAGAUUAUGGAGACCCCGGCCAGGACCAAAGUCCUGUCCUUUGAGCAGACCCCCGACCAUCCAGAGGGCAGCCUGGUGCCACAGUCGGACUCGGACUCGGACGAAGAGCGAGGGGGAAAAGACAGAUGGAGGAAGACACUUGUGUCUGGGUCUGACUCUCCUGUAGCCAGUCCUACCUUCCUGAGCCCUACAAACAAAAUCAUCCCAGAAAGCGAAGACGAGAGUCCCAUCACACCUUCUUUGUCUUCCAAACAUCAUCCUGCACGAUGUGUCAGUACCGACAAUGACGAGCAAGACUUUGGUGCUUGGCAGCAGCGACUGAAGAACCAAAAAGCGGCAAAGUUUAACGCCAUUGACGGCAAGGAAGAGGAGGGAGAAGUAUCACCUGAAGGGACCGAGCCAGAGAAGAGUGAAGGAUGUGCACCGGAGAGCCUGGUAAACAGUGUCAGCACCUGGGCAGAAAGUGGGUUAGACCAGCCCGGGCCAGCGCCCCCCUCAGAACUCAUUCAAGUGCUGAACAUGGACAGUGACACCGAUGUGGAGGGAGAGGAGGAAAGCUCGGUGUCAGUAGGUCCUGGGAGCCCAAACCGAACACAACCAGCUCCAACUCCACCUACGGCUAAUGCACCCUCUAGCCAGUUGGGCCAGUUCAUCAUGGACAGUGACACAGAUGUCGACGAUGAAGACGAUGGCGUUGAUGCCUCGAGGGCGACGACGGCCGGUGAAGCAAGCGCCACAGAGUCCCCCGCUGAGGUUCCGGUCGCACAGCAGACGGACAGCGACACAGACGUGGAAGGCCAUGAUAAUGAUGAUAAUGAUGAUGAUGAUGAGCCAGACGGGGUAAGCAAGGCGACACCCGCGUCGCCUCAGAGUGAAAACACGGCGGCGUCGCGGGCCGGUUCCAUAGAGCCGCCAGACUUCCACCUGGAGAGCGACACGGAUGUGGAGGAGGAGGGGGAGGGGGAGGGCGAUGACGCCGUCCCAAAGAGCGCGCCUGCUAAGGCAGAAGCAGAGUCCCGUGGAGUUGUGUUUGCUUCCGCUGCCCCGCCGAACUUCGACUCGGGCAGCGACACGGACGACGAUUUCCUCCUCCGCGAGGUAAAUAGCGGCCCCUCGAGCGAGGCUGCCCCCCCAACACCGGCCCCCGCUGCGGACCCCGGCGCUCACCUGGACAUCCUGUCGGACAGCGAUACCGAUGUGGAGGAGGACUCCCCUCUGAUCCCAUCCGUCGUCGCCUCGGCGGUAAAUGCCGGGCCGAAGUCAUCGCCCCCCCCGUCCUCAGCUGGUCCUGUUUCCCAGGCCGCAGCCCUGGGGCCCGACUCUGACGCGGAUACGGACGUGGAGGAGAUCAGCAGCAGCCCCGGGGGGGUGGACGUCAGCACGAAACCGGCUGACGGCAGGAUGGACAGUGACACGGACCUGGAGGAGGAGGGCGGAGAAGGGGGGACGGAGGGAGGCCCGGUGUCGUCUUCCUCUGACGAGAAGGACCAGGGGCACAGAGCCUCCUUGCAGCGCUGUUCAACUCCGAUGGAACUGUCAGGACUAGCUGUCGCAGAGAUGGAAACUCAGGAAUAUCUCUGUCCCUCGAUAGAUCCAUUCAAAUGCCCCAGGGUUCCAGCCCUCAGACCCAUGGUGUCAUUGUCCUGCUCAGACAGCCAGGGGGAAGACGACUUUGUUGUGGCCGAGACCCAGUCCUUCAUAGUGGCCGAGCGGGACCAGCAAUCCAGUCCCUCGAGGAACUACACCCUGGAUGAAACCCAGCCCUUCAUCCCACAGGGCACAUCCAAGGAUGAGGAUGGUUUGUCUGACAGCCUCCACCUGCAAGCCAAGGAUCAAGCUUUAGCUAUAGAGAGCACCCAAGCCUUUAUCCUCCCAGAUGUGAACCUGGAGGCUACCCAAGAUUACGCGACCCCUCCCUCUCUGGACAGGAGCUCCAUGGAGCUGAACUCAGAGCUGGAGGCCACCCAGAGCUACCUAGGGAGUGCGGGGUCCAGCGGUCGCUCCCCUGGCUCCGGGAUCAAGCGUCCGUUGGAUAUCGCACUGGAGGCAACGCAGGCGUUCAUCCCGGAGUCUCUCGGCGAUGUGGAUGCUGUAGAGGUGAAUGAAGUGGGCACAAUGGAUAUUGCUUCCGCCGAAACUCAGCUGAUGGACUUCCCCUCUGGAUACACGCUUGCCAUGGCCGAGACCCAACCGAUGUGUGAACUGCAGGAAGAUGACAGAGAAGAAGUACAGGGGGAGCAAGCUGGAGCGGUAUCGUUGGGGGCCAACUCUCUCUCCUCGGCUGAAACACAGCCGAUGGCUACGUCCGGAGAUGAGGAUGAGGAUUCUGUUCCAGCUCCGCGCAAAAGAAGAGCCCGGAGGCUCGUUGAAGAGGAGGACACGCAGGUUAUGACCGGUUCGGGGCCGACUGCAGCCGGAACCCAGCCUGUUUCUUCCACAAGUAGUGAUGAGAGUGAGGAAGAAGAGGACGAACGCCCGGUCCUCAAACAAAUACGAUCAAGGAACCAAAGAAGGCUACACGGUGAAACCAGCAUGCGUGCUACCGCUGCAGGUCCAGCACCAGAAGCAGACUCUGACACAGCUCAGCAAGCGACAGGACGGCCUAGGAGAGGGAGAGGCCGAAAGCCUGGAGCUGCAACCAGUAGAGGAGGGAGAGAGGAGGAGGAGAAGGAGGAGGAGGAGGAGGAGGAGCAAGAGCCUCAGCCUCCAGAAUCUCUGAGGAGCAUGGGAUCAAAGGGAAAAGCCUCUCUCUCCACCAGAGGAGGAAGAGGGGAUGUCAUGCCAGAGGAGGGGAGGGGAGAGGAGGAGGAGACAGAGGCUGAUCAGGUGAGGCAGGGCGGGAGGAGGACAACUAGACAACCACGGGAAAAUGCAAGAGGAAAGAAAGAAAGGCUUGAGAGGGAAAGAAAAGAGCAAGCAGAAAAUGAGAGGAUGCUACAGGAGCAGGAAGAACAAGUGAAGAUGGAGCAAGCUUUGAGGGAAGAAGAGGAGAAGCAGAGGAUGGAGAGGGACCAAAGGGAGAAGGAAGAACAGGAGAGACUGGAGCGGGACAGAGAGGAGAGGGAGAGAUUGGAGGUGGAGGAAAAAGAAAGACUAGAGAGGGAAAGAAAGGAACAAGAAGAAAAAGAGAGAUUGAAACGAAUACAAAGGGAAAAGGAAGAACAAGAAAGACUGCAGCAUGAAAAGAAAGAAAGGGAGGAGAGGGAGAGAUUAGAGAUGGAAGAAAAAGAACGAGUAGAGCGGAAACAAAAGGCCCGAGAAGAAAAAGAGAGAUUGGAAAAGGAAGAACACGAUAAACUGGAGCGUGAAAAGAAAGAAAUGGAAGAGAGAUUGGAGAAGGAAGAGCAAGAGAGACUGGAAUGUGAAAAGAAAGAAAGAGAAGAGAGAUUGGAGAAGGAAGAGCAGGAGAGAAUAGAGAACCAACGAAAGGAGCGAGAAAAAAAAGCGAGAUUGGAACAAAUACAAAAGGAAGAAGAAGAAAGAUCGGAGCAGGAAAGAAAAGAGCAAGAGGAGAGGGCGAGAGAAGAACAAGAGAGAUUGGAGAAAGAAAGAAGAGAACUGGAAGAAACAGCAAGGUUGGAACGUGAAGAGAAGGAACUCAGAGAGAAGGAGAGAUUACAACUAGAAGAAAAGGAGAGGGGAAGAAAGGAACUAGAAGAAAAAGAGAGAUUAAAGAGAGAAAAAAGGGAGCAGGAAAGGGAGAGAUUGAGACGUGAGAAGGACGAAAGACAACAGAAGGCGGCGUUGGAACGAGAAGAGAGAGAGAAGUGGAGAAGGGCGCAGGAAGAAGAGGCAGGCCGGGCACGACUAGAGACUGAGAAAAGAGCAAGGGAAGAGAUGGACAGACGUGAUGAAAGGGAGCGAUUGAUGAGGGAGGCCCUGGAGAGACAGCUGCUAGAGCGACAACAGACAGCCCAGGCACAGAGUGACCAGCAGACACCCAGAACCACCAGGGGUCGGAGAGCCACCAGAACCAGCGCCGCCGCCCCGCCUGAGCCCGCCCCGGAGACGGAACAUGGGCCCGCCUCCAGAACCAGGUCCCGCUCCAACUCAUCCAACUCGGUCAGCUCAGAGAGGUCCGCCUCCAGCGCCACGGCCCAGGAGAGCGGGCGCGGCCGGGGCCGGGGCCGGGGAGCCAAGAAGACCCACCCUCCGUCCGUGGGGGCUGGGACCUCCGCCAGGGAGAGCAGGAGAUGCAGGACGGUCACCGGUGACGCCCCGGCCGAGAGCAGCGAUCCGGGCCGCUCCACCAGGUCACGGUCCAACUCCACCGAUUCCCUGAGCUCCGAGGUCUCGGCCUGCAGAGGCAGAGGGGCCAGAGGAGCCGGGAGAGGGAGAGGCAGGAAGACCUCGCCGGCCCCGGAGACCAACCCCCAGCCCUCCAGCAGUGGUCAGAGCGAGGUGGCCCCGGCCCCCAGGGCCUCCGCCAGAGGCAGGAGAACGAAGGGACCCGAUGCCACCGCUGUCGAUGGGGGAGGAGACGGGGAAGAGGAGCCAGUCUCUCAGCCGGCUGCCACCACUAGGGGGCACAGGCGAACCAACGCAGCACAACCUGGAGCCGUUGGUGCAGAGGAACGAGAGGGCACCCCAGAAGACUCAACUCUGGUAGCACGUAGCACCGCUGGCAGGGGCAGAGGUCGCAGAGCCCAGGUGAAAGCUGAGCCGGCAGUGGCUCCAGUGACCGUCGACAGGACCGAUGUGGGGGAAGACAAUGGUAGUGGAGGAGCGAAGGGGGUGGGGGAGCUUGAGAGUGAGCCCAAAGAGAAGAAACCCGCCCCGGUCCGGAGGGGCAGAGGGUCCGGUGCUCAGGUGAAGAGAAACCCAAAGGAGCCACCUACACAGGAGAUGGUGGUGAAAGAGGAGGAGGAGACUAUUAAGGGGAAGGUUAGGAGAGGUCGACAGUCGGUGGCCAAGAAGGUCAAGAAUGAGGAGGUGGCGGGAGAAGGGGUGGCGCCUGCCCCCCAGGUCGUGGAGAGAGACGCCGGGACCUCGGAGGUGACCCAGACCCCCACUGGGAAAUCUUCCCGGAAGCGAGGCGCGGCUCCGGCGGAGGCCUCUCCCCUGGCCAAGUCUCCCCGUGGCUCCCUGGCCUCCCCUGGGGCCCGGCUGAGGGCCGCCUGCCAACCCUACAAGGUGUUAUUCACAGGGCUGGUGGACGAGGUGGGGGAGGAGGUGGUGGUCCGGCUAGGGGGCAGCCUGGCGCUGGGUGUGUCUGACAUGACCCACCUGGUGACGGACAAGGUGCGCCGCACGGUCAAGUUCCUGUGCGCCAUGGCCAGGGGCAUCCCGGUGGUCACCACCCAGUGGCUGGAGCAGAGUGCAAAGGCUGGUGGCUUCCUGUCUCCUACAGCUUACAUUGUGAAGGACAUGGAGCAGGAGCAGAAGUUUAACUUCCGUCUACAGGAAUCCAUCAGGAUCGCCAGUAUCCAGCCUCUAUUACAGGGAUACCAGAUCCACGUCACCAAGUCGGUGAAGCCGGAGCCGCCGCACAUGUUAGAGAUAAUUUCCUGUUGUGGCGCGAGCUUCCUGGCCAAGAUGCCCUCUUGCAACAAGGAGCAGACGGUGGUGGUGUCCUGUGAGGAGGACUGGCCGCUCUGCGGUCCAGCGCUGGCCGCCUCCCUGCCGGUGGUCAGUGCAGAGUUCCUCCUCACCGGGAUCCUCCAGCAGAAGGCUGACGUGGAGACCCACGCCCUGCCCUCAGCCCCCGCCACGACCGCCCCCCCUCAGCCCGCCAGAGGCAGGGGCCGGAGGAGGACGUAGAGGCCUUGUGGAGACAGAGGUCCCUAGCACAGGCCCUACACGUCGUCCUGAAGGAACGCUGGAUCGAACGCAGCUAGCAUCGCUGCGUUGAGUUAGCCGUAGCUUGGAAUGCCUUGCUGGGCUUCCUACAUGGACUGCAGUUGUAACCUAAUGACUUGGAUCUUUAGCCACGCCAUCUAGAAAGUGAGGGCUUUUGAAAGCCCCCCCACCUCACUCACACCGCGCCACCCGCAUAGGCAAUGAUUGAACAAUAAAAUCACCCUGACCCUUGUUUUUCUGUACAAAUUGUAAGGGACUUUGUAAUCGGUUGAUGUUUUACUGUGCAAACUGCCUUGAUCUUCAUAUUUCCUGAUUGAUUGGAAGGUUAAUGUAGCCUUUUCUGAGAGGGAUGAGGUAUGCUUUGUGCUUUUUUGUAUGAGUGAAUGCAUUCCUAUGCUAAUGUGUAUACAUAAAAUAAAACAGGUAAAGGAAUACAUUUAUAAUGUUUGACAGUGCCUAUCACAUUUCUCUUUGUUUGGCCCCUGUCCCAUGCCUCACAUUGUAAAAAGACCGGGCAAGGGAAAAGUUGGCCUGACCCUACAUUACAAUGACGUUGUAAAACAUUCAUUCCAAUAUUAGUUUUUACAGAUGAACUAUUGCCAUCUGGGAGUAGUACUGAAAAAAAGUUUGAAACCAAGCAUGUUGAAUACUAGGGCCUGUAAUUAAAUGUUUGUUCCAUGUUUCCACUAUUUCUUCAAUGAUAAACCUCAGCACUUAGUAAAGUUGUGGCAAUGCUGUUUAAAAAUCGAAUAAAGGAUUGUAUCAUCUAUCCUCAUUGGUCGCUCGGUUGGUACUUAUUUGAUGUUUCAUUGAUUUUCUUGUCUUAUUUUGCUAUUAAAUAAAAUUAUAUUUGAUAUGAA